Messenger RNA from Thunnus maccoyii (southern bluefin tuna), 6182 nucleotides. It is a transcript of the gene arhgap22b, whose product is annotated as rho GTPase-activating protein 22. Gene Ontology annotation, cellular component: focal adhesion. The transcript has 12 exons. Bases 1019 to 3268 code for a protein of 749 amino acids. Lineage: Eukaryota; Metazoa; Chordata; Actinopteri; Scombriformes; Scombridae. Gene Ontology annotation, biological process: activation of GTPase activity; signal transduction. Gene Ontology annotation, molecular function: GTPase activator activity. The record is from RefSeq and is a predicted model, not a curated record.
GGGAAAAUGUAAAGAAACAGCACUUACAAGCAAAAUGUUACAUAAAACAUGUAAGAUUUCAAAACUGAGCAAAAGCUUCUUGUGCUCUUUUCUACCUCCAUACAAAAUAUUACUAAGUCCUAAAAGCUGAUCGUCUUUGGUUAUUGGAAUGAAGACAGUUAAAAAUUUAAACCUAUAGUGGUGUGAUAAUAGUUUUUUAUCGAGUUUUUGAAAUUUCUGUCUUUCAGAUAACUGUUUUCUAAAAUUUGCUACAUGUGUUAAUUUUUGAUACAAAACAUUAUGAUUAUUCCAGGAUUUAGCAUUGUGACAUUCAGCGUUAGCUCAAUGAAAUAUUUGUCAAAAAAAUAUUUGUUGAGUACCUUUUUUUGGUGAAAAAACAAGACUCAUACUAUAAUUUAAAAUGUAAUCUUUGAAAAACGAGAACUAUGAAAAGAUGUAUUGCAUUUUUCUUCAACAAAUAUGUCCACCAAAAGUAUCUCUUGACUUGUUGCACUAUAUUAGCUGCAUCUCAUUUUUCAGAAAUGUUAUGUCUCUGCCAGUGUUGUUAGCUAACGUUACUGGUUUUUGGAAGAAAGAAAGAAACAGAUUUAUGGACUAAAUUCAUCUGCAGUCCUGCUGAAAAUUAGACAAGGAGCAGCAACAAAAGGCUUGGACAAACCACGAAAACAUGCAGCUAACCAUACCAACAUUUGUCAAAAGGUGUGAACACAGUAAUCGCAGUAAUCGACCAAGACAACUGCACCAAGACUCUUCAGAGGAAGUGGUUGCAGUCCGUUCGCAAACGAUCUCUGGAGCACUUGAUUUGUGGUGGGAACGUGACCUAAUCCAACCCAACUACUAGGUGUACUUGCAAGUUUGAGUGAAACAGCUUCCAUAGCCAGCUGCCGGCCGCACUGCAGAAGGUCAGAGAGAGAAGAAGAGGAGAGAGGCAAAGACUCAGAGAGGCAGAGGGAGAGACAAGGGGUGGGGUGCUUUGGAUGUACAUGAACAUGCCGAGAGGAGAGCGCGCGGACGAGCGAUGACAACCAUGCUGAGCCCAAAGAUCAGACAGACCAGGAGAGCCAGGUCCAAGAGCAUGGUGAUGGGCGAGGUGUCGCGGGGCCCAUGCCGGCCGGCCUCCCCCAGCCUUCAGGAGGGAGCGCUGAAGGCUGGUUGGCUGAAGAAGCAGCGCAGCAUCAUGAAAAACUGGCAGCUGCGGUGGUUCGUGCUGCGCUCAGACCAGCUCUUCUUCUACAAAGACGAGGAAGAAACCAAACCACAGGGCUGUAUAACUCUGCAGGGAUGCCAGGUGAACGAGCUCACAGCGAACCCGGACGAACCAGGGAGACACCUCUUUGAGAUUGUACCAGGUGGAACAGGAGACAAGGACCGGGCACCAAUCAGCCAUGAAUCCUUCCUGCUCAUGGCAAACUCCCAGACAGACAUGGAUGACUGGGUCAAGGCAAUACGGCGAGUCAUCUGGGCGCCAUUUGGAGGAGGGAUAUUUGGCCAGCGUUUGGAGGACACGGUGCAGUAUGAGAAGAAGUUCGGCCCCCGGCUGGCACCCCUGCUGGUGGAGCAGUGUGUGGACUUCAUCAGGGAGAGAGGCUUGGAUGAGGAGGGUCUCUUUCGGAUGCCAGGACAGGCCAACCUGGUCAAAGAGCUGCAGGAGGCCUUCGACUGUGGUGACAAACCUCUGUUUGACAGUAAUACAGAAGUCCACACAGUGGCAUCCUUGCUGAAGUUGUACCUGCGAGAGCUGCCUGAACCUGUCAUUCCUUUCUCCAAAUAUGAAGACUUUCUAACCUGUGCACAGCUUUUGGUCAAAGAUGAGGAGGAGGGGGUCCAGGAGCUUGGAAAGCAAGUUAGCACUCUACCUCUACCUAACUACAAUCUCCUCAAGUACAUAUGCAAAUUCCUUGAUGAGGUCCAGUCCCACUGUUAUGAGAACAAGAUGAGUGUCCAGAAUCUCGCCACAGUAUUUGGACCAAAUAUCCUUCGACCCAAGAUGGAGGACCCAGUCACCAUCAUGGAAGGUACCUCUCUGGUCCAGCACCUGAUGACAAUCCUCAUUAGGGAACACAACCGUUUGUACUCAGGGAGGGACCAGGAAGGAUCCACCGUGCCCCAAACAGAGCUCCCUGUCCAGGGACAUCAGCUCCAACAUCGCAGCCUGGGAGCCUGGAUCUCCGAGGAAGAUCUCCACAGCUGCCCAGUCUCCAACCCUGACCAAGAACUGCACAGCAGUGCCUCAUCUCUAGAUGCCAAACUGUGUGCAGCCAUCACACCCACUCAGACCCCUAACCCAAACCCUGGACCAAAACUGGGAUCUCCAUCAGGGAAGGGAGACACCGUGGUCAGCCCGAGUAAACAAGCCAAGACCAUGCCUUCCUGGAAAUACUCCUUCAAAAGCUCCUCAGCGCCUCGUUCCCAGCCACAAGCUAAGCAAAGCAGCGGCGGCUCUGUGGCAGACACUACCAGUGUAUCUUCUGGUGGAGGUGGAGGUGGGGGUGGAGGUAACUGGCUCAUGAACGGUUUGUCCUCCUUGAGGGGACACCGCCGCACCUCUUCAGGUGAGCGGUCUGCCCGGGACCGCGACUCCACCGGCUCCUCGCAGAGACUGUCCACCUACGACAACGUCACCUCCUCUUCCAGCAUGGGGAGUGUUCCAAGUGUAGCCAGCACACCUUGGUCCACAUCCUCCUGCGAGAUCUCCGUUCCUGAAUCUGGCAGCAGCGAGCCUUCAGCUAACCAGAUCUGUGGAGCAGGGGGUGAAAGUGGGGAAAAAGGGGAGUGGAUGGAGAGUCAGAGGGAGAUUGACAGAGGAAGGGAUGGAGGUAUGACGACAGACCCGAGCUCUGAGCAGGACAGCUGUGAGGCCAUGGAGCUGUGCAGCAGCAGUGCAGCAUGCAGUGAGAACGGACACAUGGCCAUGGCAGCCGGGGUGCCGUCCAUUAUCAUGUCUGAGGAUGGAGAUGGGACAAAUAUAACACUGAGCAAUCUGGUAGAGGGGCUGAAAGAUGAGUUGAGGAAACAGAAGACUGUGUACGAGGCCAGGAUCCAAAAAUUGGAGGAUUCCAGUGCUGCCCUGUGUGCACAGAUGGAGCGUUUGGAACAGGAAAUGGAGCAGGAAAGGAAGAAGCAACGCAUGCUGGAGAUCAAACUACGAAACUCUGAGCGGGCACGGGAGGACGCAGAGAACCGCAACCGGCUUCUGGAGAAGGAGAUGGAGGAUUUCUUUUCCACUCUUGGAGAUCUGGCCUUAGGUGCGAGGACUAGCGACAUUUGAUACAGCACGGCCACUCCUCUGUCUGGGGCCAAAACAGUGGCUGACAUCAGGGUUUAAAUUUACGGGGUUUGGUGUUCCUUAAGGGCUUGUGUCCUCCUCAGUGCAGCAGGAUGUUCCUUCAAGAAAAGAACAAAAUAAAAAAAAUUUAAAAACAGGCCAUUUUUGUGUUCAUUCAGGACAAACUCGAAGGAACUGUACUAGAUGACAGAAGAAAUUCACAUGAAGUAAAUAUGAAAUCAUCUCCACUGAGCACCGAGUGGUUUUGACUUUCCUUGAUGUGCAGUGAUACUCAUACGCAUGCUUGAAAUGGACAUUGAUUUACACCCAUGUGAUGAGUCUUGUGGAGGCAGUAUUUUAACAGUUCAGGUACCUGUGCGUAAAUGGUGGGACAUAGUGUAAUUUCUUUGACAUUCUCUUUACUGGAGAGCACUGACUUCUACAACCACUAUGUUACAAGGACAUUACGUGAAUGGAUUUCGUGCAGAAACUGUAAGACUCUUUGGAGUUCAAUGUGGAAUAACGACAGCUGACUGAUUUAUCUUUAUCUAUACUUAAAAUAAAGGAAUAGUUUGACAUUUUAGACAUUUUGGAUGCCACUCUCAUAUCCAUAUGCAAAAUACAAAACUAGAGCAAGGAUAUAGUUAGCUUAGCUUAGCCAAAAGACUGGAUGCAAGGGGAAACAGCUAGCUGGUUCUGUCCAAAGUUUUAAACAGUGUAACAGUAUUUCUAAAGCUAAUUCACACAUUAUUUCUUUGUUUACUCCUUAUAAAAUUUGAAAUGUAAAAGCAAACGAGGACUACUGUUUUACAGUAUAGUAGACUUUUGGGCUCAGCCCCUAAUGACAUACAAUACACCAAUUUAGUGGGCUUUAGAGGUGCUUGUAGUUGGAUUUUCUUUGGGCAGAGCAUGGCUAGCUGUUUCCCCCUGUUUCCUGCCCUAAUGCAAGGCUAGGCUAUAAGUUAACCUCCUGCUUGCUCUAGUUAGCUUGAUAUUUAGUAUACAGGAAAGCAUGGUAUUGACCGUCACAUUUAACUCUCGGCAGGAAAGCAAACCGAUGUGUUUCCCAAAAUGUCGAACUAUUCCUGCAACUGUUGAGUCACUUCACCAAAAUUACAAAAAACAAAUUUUCUAACUUACCUGUACAAUAGACCUAUAUAAAGUUUUUUGGCCAGGUUAUGAGGUUACGAAAGAAUUGCGUGAAUUAUCUAGAUAGUAACAGGUUUACUGUUUCUGGAAAGAGAUAUUGCUGAAUUGGAUUUUAUUAAAUGUAGUUUUUAAUGCUGUGAGCGCGAUAAACUAAACUCAAAUAACCUCCAGUUUUUGGGGGCUGGUGGCAGAAAUCUCAUCGAUGGAUAUCUCAUAACCUUAAAACCAAAGCUAUUUGCAUGACUACAUACCACUAGUUGUAGGUGAGAAAAUAAUGUUUUUGUAAUUAAGCUGAGCUGACUCUUAAACUACAGUGGUAGCUUUAGCAGAGGUUCCUCCACUUGCAUUUAUCCUCCUGUUGUGUAUUCGUACUGCAGACGUUUUUUGCUGUAGAAUCAGAUGUAUAUAUUGUAACACAAAAAAGAUUUGAACAGAUUUUCCAAACAAUUUCUUGUGGUAAUGGAGCAAAACUGAAGCAGUAAGAGGUGGGACUUCUGCCAUAGCUGCUUCUGAAUCUUUGUCCUCAGGCCCUUCCAGUGCCUCUCUCGUCACCAUCUACAUGGUUUCCAUGUCCAUUUGAUGGCAAACCUCAGUCUUCGGGUCACUCUGAUCCUCACAGAUGUCAAUGUACCUUUAAUGUACAGAUAAUAUAACAGGGACUAUGUCAAUAAUUAUUCAAGCAUUUUCAACUAAGCACGUGCUGCCAAGUACACGGCACAUGUGGCCCAGUGGGUGAAGGCCAUUUACAGUACACAGUUAAUACCAAAGCUGGACCGCCUCAAGCUGUUCGCUCACUAAAGAUCUGAAUGGCCUGCCUGGAAGCCAUGUUGAUUUUGGCACAUGAAGCUGAACACUGCCCUCAAAGAAACAAUGGAAUUUCCUGGUUGUGCCUUCAGGGAAGUGUUUUUAAAUAGGAAAAAUGUAGUGUUGCUUGCUUGUCCAGAGAUGUAGUGCAUACAGUAUAUUCGCCCAUAGUACACACAGUGGCUGCAUUGUUUUCUCAUUUUUAUUAUGGCAACAAACUGCUUAAGAAUAACUUGAUCUCCCUAGAAGGUGCCAAUUCUUGUGAAAGUGAAUAGUGAUAUGAAUGGAAGUUUUGAAUUAAGAAUGUAUCCUUGUAGUGAAUGUAACGUGUUGUUGACGAAACCAGACCUAUAAAAAAAAUGCUAACGGUUACCAGAGGGGAAAAAAAUAUAUAAUCACUGAUAGUGUUCAGUACUUCCUACCAGAUGUCUUUUACUCUGAAAAUUGAUCUUAACACUUAAAUUGUUUCCAAGGUGAAGACUUGCAGAUAUCUGUUCUGUGAGUGUUGCAUGUUGUUUGAAAAUGUCAUCAAUCAGAAGAAUGUCCAGAGGUGUAUUAAGCAACACUUAUUUCUUAAUGGGCCCAACAAACAGUAUAAUUACAAGUGAAAAUGUGCUUUUGGUUAUUCAAUGUGACUGUAUUUUUCUUUUUUACAUUUUAUAAACAAAUAUAAAGCCAAUGUUAUAUUACCUUCUUUAAUUGCACAGGUUUACAAGGUAAUUGUCCUUCAAGGCUUUCUGACUACCACUCUAGACAGUCCACAGUACGAUGGUCUAAAUUUAUUGCAGGUUCUUUGACUUCAAUAGAGACAUUUAGUUUCCUUGUGUGUAUGUCUCAUGACAGGCUAAAUGUUUCUUACUGCUCUGCUGAUCAUCUAUGGUGCUUAUUUAUUAUGGAUUUACACUAUUGUAAUGAAUGGACAUGUAUGGGAAUAAAGGUGACAAAGAUCAUCUCUAAGACAUUA